CUGAGCUCUCCUUAAAGCGGCAGACGGGAAGCCUCUCACACACAAAUGGCGUCUCUCCUGUGCGAAGCAGCUGAUUUCCCACCAAGCACGACAGCAGGGACGGCGGAGAGGGCCUGAUCUCGGGCGCAGUAGCGGGUCAAAUGUUUCCACCCCGACGUUGGAGGGACUCGUAAUAAUGAACACGGGCAUCAUCCCUUCAGAUAUAUUCUCCUCUUCCUCCUCCUUCUGCUUCUCCUCCGCCUGACUGGUUGGCCGCCACUUCGUUAAUCCAAUUCAGGAGAUCAUCUUCUCAACCUUUUCCUGAGGUUACACCAUCAAGACGGCGUUAUCCCAGAAAGCCAGCUCGGUGGCGGUGAAGAUGACCACGGCACGGUACCGUCCCACCUGGGAGCUGGCCGUGGACCCGCUGGUCUCAUGUAAGCUGUGCCUUGGAGAGUUCCCUCUGGAGCAGAUGACCACCAUCACACAGUGCCAAUGCGUCUUCUGUACACUGUGCCUGAAGCAGUAUGUGGAACUCCUGAUUAAAGAAGGCCUUGAAACUGCAAUUAGCUGUCCAGACUCUGCCUGUCCCAAAAGAGGACACUUGCAGGAAAAUGAGAUUGAGUGCAUGGUGGCCACGGAGAUGAUGCAGAGAUACAAGACGCUUCAGUUUGAAAGGGAGGUGCUGCUGGAUCCCUGCCGGACUUGGUGCCCUUCCUCGACCUGCCAGGCCGUGUGCCAGCUAAAGGAAGCAGAUUCUCCAACACUGCCCCAGCUGGUCCAGUGUGCCGUCUGUGCCCUCGAGUUCUGCUCAGCCUGCAAGGCCAACUGGCACCCCGGGCAGGCCUGCCAGGAGAACAACUUGCCCAUUACCUCCUUCCUACCUGGAGAAAACAGCUCUUUCUACAAGAACGAAGAAGAUGAUGCACCAAUCAAGCGCUGUCCUAAAUGUAAAGUUUACAUCGAAAGGGACGAGGGCUGUGCCCAGAUGAUGUGCAAGAACUGCAAACAUGCCUUCUGCUGGUACUGUCUGGAGUCUCUGGAUGAUGACUUUCUCCUGAUCCACUAUGACAAAGGGCCUUGUCGAAACAAACUGGGCCACUCCAGGGCGUCUGUUAUCUGGCACAGAACACAGGUUGUGGGGAUCUUUGCUGGCUUUGGUCUGCUCCUGCUGGUUGCUUCCCCGUUCCUCCUUCUGGCCACUCCCAUCGUCCUCUGCUGCAAGUGCAAGUGCAGCAAAGGCGAUGACGACCCAUUGCCAACCUAAACACACCAUCAGGGCUGGAGCGGAGAGCAGCUCCAAGGAUGGGCCACAUUUUUAUGUUUUCUUUUCACCCCUUUACGUUGUUUUCUUCCCACCAGCUUUGAGCGCUUCAUUUUUUUUAGGGGGGUGGGGGGGGGGGGGGGGCUGAGCCUGCACCAGCACCAGCCCCUGCCACUUUGGGGUCCAUUGCCCUGCAUGAGAGAGGCAUAGUAGACCCUACACCUGGGCUUGAAGAGUUGCAGGGUCAGAGGAGGUCAGACUUGACUAAGGACCACUGCGUCUGUGAGACAUUGGUGGUAUGGGGACGUGGGGGAAGUCUGGACCAUUUCAAGUGGUCUUCAGUCGUGGGUUACUGUGUUGUGGUAUUUUGGUGGGUCAUUACAAGCAAAGGAAAAAAUCAGUUAAGAAAUGCUUUUCUCUUGACAAUAUCAUGCAGGAGCCACCUUGUUUCGUCGGUUUGUCUUACACAGUAAAAGCUUUUUCCCCCGCCACCACUAUCAAUGUAGCUCUGCAUAAUCAGUCAGUAGCAUUAGAGUUGCGCCACGCAUGUUUGGUGUUCACUCUAUUUGCACACAGAACGUGAUAAUCUCAUGUCAUGUUCACGACUGAGGUAGAGAAGGGAGGCUGUUGUCACUCUUAACUCAAUGUACAGCACGUCCUUUUGAUGAUCUUGAUGUCAACGUUUUAUAACCUGUUGCUUUUAAUAGAACUGUGCUCAGAAAUGUGUCUCUGUCUGUUGUACUGUACUGUUUUCCAACCUGUUAGGUACACUUAUUAAGGGGGAUUGCCACUCACAUCUAAAUAUACACUUAAUUUCUGUUGUCACCUGACAAGGAAAACUAGUUUUAUUCAACUUUCAGCUUGUGUUUUAUACCUGAAUGUCUUUUUUUUAUUUUUUAUUUGCAUUAUUGUUAUCAGCUUUCUAAUUCAUUUUCUUUGACACACCGCCAGACAUUAUGGGUCAUCUCUGUGCAAGAGAGAGACAGAGAGAGAGUGUGUUUCUGGAAGAUGUUGCAGGUUUUUAUGACCCUAGAUCCAGAAAUCUCCCAAACUGAGUGGUACUCCCCUUUAAGUUCAAUAUUACCGUGAAGAGAUGUCACUCCUAUAACUCUCAGUCCCCCAGGUGGCGGUUUAGCCAAAUAGAAAUGAAUAGCCUUAAAUUAAGAAAAGCCAAAAUCAGGCAUUUCCCCCUGUGCAUUAAAGAUCCAAAUCAAAUCCAAAUAAUCCCAGGGAAAGCAUGUUGAACAGCAUUUUAAAGCAUUACAGACAGUCAGAGAAGCCCUUUAUAUUCAAAUGAUUCUAUGAUGUCAUCCAUAUGCUACACUGUUAAUAACCAUACUGUUUUAAAAAAAAAAAUUUAAAAAAAGAAUUACUGUCCUAAACUGAUGUUUUGUGUGACCUGGGGCCUGUAUUUCCUAAGCCUUUUUGAGCAGGAGAGUUAAUCAAUAUCCACUCAACCAUCAUCACAAAUAAUCUGAAGCUCUACUCAGAACACAUCUCCUACUCUUUGAGACUUCUCAAAUACCCGCCGGUCCGAAUUGCAAACUUGCAUAUGUUGGUGGUCAGAGUGUCAGUGUUUUGUUGUGUUGGUAGUUAGACCUCCAACAACAAGCAGCUAUUCCUCACAGGGAUGUCGGAAGAGCCUUUAGAGUAAAUAUAAAAAGAAUGUUCCACUUUUGGGCACAUAAUUAUGAAGCUGCUCUAUACUAUAUCACUUUAUCUAUGCAAGUUUGUACAUUACCAUUCUUAAAAGGCUAUGGAUUGAUCAUAAUCAAGUGUAUGUCAUGAGUAGGUCCAUAUAGUGAAAGCAGCAGAAUGUCACCAUACAUGUGCAUAUCAUGGCUUUUGUUUAAUCAGGGAAUUAUUCAGAAGUGAUCCAUUUUAUUUUCGUCAUAUAUGUUUCUGUUAUCUGUCUUUGACCUAUAUUUAAAGUUUAAAGCACAUUUAAAGCUUCACAAAAAACAGCUAGACGAUAUUAAGUUAUUAAAUGGAAAAAAUGUAAACCAUUUAGUUAUAAAGUAAUUAUUUCAAGGUGCACAUGUGUUAGGUCAAAUCGUUUUUUUUUUGUUACCAUACUUUGCCAUUCUAAUGUUCUGAGAAAGCCAUUUACUACUGCUCACAUUCCCCUCCCUUCUGGUGUAAAUUGCCAGUGUCCAUGUAGCAUUUAAUGAGAGGUGUGGCUACAUUUACCAAAACAGUAGCUAAUCUGCAACUCACUCCUGUCCUCAUAAAUUUAGCUCCCAAUAUUCAGUAUGAUAAACCUUAUUAUUAGAAGCCUUCAAUUUAGAGUACCUUACAUGUAGCCUGUGUUGCUUUCACACUGACCUCAUGUGUUGUAUGAGCACGAUUAUUUGAUAUAAACGCCAGUCCAAUUUCUACCUUUUGAAGUUUGGUGCUUUCCCCAAAAACAGUUUGAUUCCACAAACUUAUGUUGUUUUAAUGACAAUCGUGCCAAGCAGAUUUCCUGGAAGGGAUAGGGAAACGGAGCCGUCUACUAUAUGUGCAUUUUAACCAUGUAUUUGUAAUGUAUUAACAGUUUUUACAGGGUGGAAAAAUAUUUUAACGCUUCUUUAUGUAUGUAAACGCUGCACUGUA
Messenger RNA from Micropterus dolomieu (smallmouth bass), 3838 nucleotides. RefSeq names its product ring finger protein 144aa (gene rnf144aa). The transcript is spliced from 9 exons. Gene Ontology annotation, molecular function: ubiquitin conjugating enzyme binding; zinc ion binding; ubiquitin protein ligase activity. Lineage: Eukaryota; Metazoa; Chordata; Actinopteri; Centrarchiformes; Centrarchidae. The coding region runs from base 359 to 1246 and encodes 295 amino acids. Gene Ontology annotation, biological process: positive regulation of proteasomal ubiquitin-dependent protein catabolic process; ubiquitin-dependent protein catabolic process; protein polyubiquitination. Gene Ontology annotation, cellular component: cytoplasm; ubiquitin ligase complex; Golgi apparatus. The record is from RefSeq and is a predicted model, not a curated record.